AUGAUUGCUGCUACUAAAAAAGGGUUACAUUAUGUUUUGGAUAAGAACAGCUGCAAACAAACAGGGAAUUUCGUUGUCGUAGUUCUUGGCGGGGCUCCUGAAGCUUUAGAUUCAAGACCUGGAACAUAUGUGAUGCAUAUUAAUCAACGUUUUGGAUUUUUCAAAUUGGCCUUACAAACUGGAUCAUGUUUGGUACCGUGUAUAUCAUUUGGUGAACAAAGCUUAUAUCACCAAGUUUCAAAUGAAAAAGGAUCAUGGAUACGAUGGUUACAGGAUAAAUUUACAUCGAUUUCUACCGUCGCGGUGCCUAUUUUCUAUGCUCAUGGUCCGUUUCCGUAUCGAAAACCAGUUUAUACAGUAGUUGGUGCGCCGAUUCGAUGUGAACAAAUAAAAGAACCUACAAACGAACAAGUCGCACAUAUUAAACAAAUUUAUAAAGAAAGGCUUCAAAUUUUAUUUCAUGAUUACAAGGCAAUUUAUGAUCCAGAAGCUAAUGAUAUUGAAAGUAUCUAA
Molecule: messenger RNA, 513 nt
Organism: Schistosoma turkestanicum
Lineage: Eukaryota; Metazoa; Platyhelminthes; Trematoda; Strigeidida; Schistosomatidae
Source: the annotation of a GenBank genome assembly